Messenger RNA from Lytechinus variegatus (green sea urchin), 2227 nucleotides. RefSeq lists its product as uncharacterized. The record is from RefSeq and is a predicted model, not a curated record. The transcript has 2 exons. Lineage: Eukaryota; Metazoa; Echinodermata; Echinoidea; Temnopleuroida; Toxopneustidae. The coding region runs from base 335 to 1081 and encodes 248 amino acids.
CGAUAUUGUGACGAAAUAGGCCUAUAGAGGGCGCUUGCUAGAAAUAGUGUCAGGGCCAGCCAGAGUUGUUAUAUAUAUACAUAGGGACUGUGUGUGGACUCAGUUCAGUUCAGUUAGGUAGUUCAAUCAGUGCAGGUGGUUGUGUUACAUAAGUGGUCAGUGCAUGCAUGCUGCAGUGCACUCAAGUCAGUUUCAGUUCAGAGUUUAUCACAGUUAGACCUCCAAUUCAGGGUGCAAUCCCUACAGUUCUGCUUUACAUUUAUAUUUGUUGAAGACCUCGAUUGUUCGGAGGAUACGUGCUGUUAACUUCUGAGUAAUAAAGACAAGUUGAAAGAUGGCUCCAUCCAGAAAGGCGAUCUUUUGCAGAGAUUGCGGAAGAAAAUUCUAUGACGGACAGGAACUAAGAAGGCACGUCAGAGAAAAACACCAAUUGGAGGAAAGACAGGAGGACAGGGGACGAGAGGAGCCAGAAAAGAGGAAACACAGAUGUGAACGAUGCAAAUAUAAAACAACAAGAUCCUCCAACCUCCGGCGCCACAUGAUGUUGGUGCACGAGAAGAACUUCUGUUCAAGAGACCCACUUGGUUUGGAUGUAACAAGCACAGGUACGUCGCAGGGACUGCAUCCAAUUAGUCCAGUAGCGAUUUCUGUCACCACUUCAAAUGGAUUUCAGACGCCACCAGCCCCUCAGCGCCCUUCUGGCAAGCCCCUUGCAAUGCUGAUGCAAAGUAUGGAGGACACGGAUGAGGAGGAGGAGAAACCGACGUCUCCAGCACAACCCACAGAAACCCCUUUGACUCAGCCUCUACCUGAACCUGUUCUGUCACUUUCAUCUGCUUUCUCUUCACGGCCCGAACCUGCUUCAUCUCCAUCUGCUCUAUCUACGCAACUUGUACCAUCUUCUGUCUCUUCCGAAUCGUCUUCUGGGUCUAUCCUUGUCACUGUCGUCGAGAAGAGGGUCCAACGCUUUUAUUCGCGAGGAAAACUUAUCCGACAAAAGGACUCAACAGAAACAUUUUUACAGCUUGUGCCUGCUGCUUGGGACCAGCAACAGGACUGCCACCACCAACUGCAGAAGUGAUUUAAGAGACUGUAUUCCCGUCUAUUCCUGAUGCCUUGAUAUGUUAUGUAUUUUGUUUUUAAAUGAAAAUGGAAUUCUUUCUUUCUUUUGCACUUUUCCAUUCUCUUCUCUAAUGCUCCUUCUACCUUCUCUAUCUUGUAUCUUCCUACUAUUUUUCUUCAUUCUUUGAGUUUCAUGUUGUCAUUCAUGAUCGCCAUUUUUUUGUUGUUGUAAAUAUGUACAGUACCUGAUUUAAACAAACUGCCAAAAACUAUUUUUGUAUUACUGCCUUUAACUCAUGUGCAUAAGGAAGUUAGAGAUAUCUUUUUAUAGUGCGAUGAUGAUACACCUUGAUCUUGAUACCUCGGGUUAGUUUAAUUGUGUAAACUAAACAUUUGGUGCAGUUUUGUCUCGAUAUGAUAAGUUUAUGUUUUAUUGCUGGGCAAGCACUUACAUACUCUUGCCGAUUCUUUUUGAUAGUUCCAUAUAUUUUGAUCAGUACAUUGUGUCAUUCCAGUAUUGUGCCAAAAUGCAGUAUUAUUGCCUUUUAUGCCAUAAAGUUUUUUUACUAUGUUUUAUACCAAAAAGUCUAUUUUAUAUAAAGCUGAUGUUUUCUAUGAGAUAUUUUUUUAUGCAUAUUGUGUAUGUUACGUAUUUCUUUACCUUGAUGACUAGUUUGGUACUGAGUAGUCGUUACAUUUUUUUUAAAGUUUACAAUGUGUUUUUUCGUUAGGUCAUUAUGUUUUGACAUUGAUAUUUUAUAACUCGCUAUUUCGUCAUUCUGUUUUAAAGUUAUUUUUUUUGAAACAGGGAUGUUUCAAAGUUAGUGGGGGGUCAUGUGACGAAAUAGGCCUAUAGAGGGCGCUUGCUAGAAAUAGUGUCAGGGCCAGCCAGAGUUGUUAUAUAUAUACAUAGGGACUGUGUGUGGACUCAGUCAGUUCAGUUAGGGAGUUCAAUCAGUGCAGGUGGUUGUGUUACAUAAGUGGUCAGUGCAUGCAUGCUGCAGUGCACUCAAGUCAGUUUCAGUUCAGAGUUUAUCACAGUUAGACCUCCAAUUCAGGGUGCAAUCCCUACAGUUCUGCUUUACAUUUAUAUUUGUUGAAGACCUCGAUUGUUCGGAGGAUACGUGCUGUUAACUUCUGAGUAAUAAAGACAAGUUGAAAGGUA